CUGACCGCCCUGGUGGGCGUGCCGAUCAUAGUUGGCGCCAUCUGGUUUGGCCCGCCCUGGCUAACCGUCGUGGUGGUCGCAGCUGCCGUCAUCGGCGUUCGGGAAGCCUACCGCCUGUAUCCGCCGGCUGCCCCGCCAGUUGCCCCGCCGGAUGACGGAGAAUUCCAUGACGGAGCAUCCCCAACCCGACUGCCCAUCCUGCUCGGGGGAACCUGGGCGGUGGCGCUGGUGCUGGCCGGCGAACUGGCGGGGCAGACCCGCGACUUCGUCCUGGCGGCGGCGGUUAUCUGCGUCGUCGGUUGCAUCAUCGCCGGCCUGUGGAUGAUCGCCGCCUGGCACGGCCGCCGCCCCAUCGUGGCCGCGUUGUACCUGGUGGCCGCGCCGGUUUACAUUGGCGGUGCCUUGGCCUGUGCCGUCGCCCUGCGCGCCAUCAUCGGGGACGACAUACCACUACCCACGGAUACGAUUUCCGAAGCGGGCAGCCAAUGGCUGCUACCCACCAUAGACGGCAACGAACUGUCGGGCGGCAAUGGUCUCUCGGACGGCCUGGCUAUCACCGCGCCGGUCGUAGCGCCCGACCAACCGCAAGUUGGCGUCAACGGCGUCUGGCUGCUCCCGCGCCUCGUGGGCGGCGAGUUCGCUGCAACGGUAGCCAACCUGAGUCAGGCCGGAUGCUGGUGGCUGCUGCUGGGCAUCCUCACCGUGUACGCCACCGACACCGGCGCCUACACCGUUGGACGGCUGUUCGGACGGCAUCCGAUGGCGCCCAGCAUCAGUCCCGGCAAAAACUGGGAAGGCGCAGCGGGCGGCAUGGCCGGCGCAGUCAUCGCCGCCGUAGCAUUGGGCGUUCUGUUCCCGUUGCAACUGGAUAUUUGGCAACUGGUGGGCAUUGGUGUUAUGUUAGGCGUCAUUUCGCCAGUCGGCGAUCUGUUUGAAUCCAAAAUCAAACGUUUGGCUGAUGUGAAAGAUUCCGGCAAUCUUUUCCCGGGCCACGGGGGGAUGCUGGACCGGCUGGACAGUUUGUUGCCCUCAUUAACCGUGGUAUACAUCCUGGCGGCAGUUUUCGCCGCAACCUCCUGA
Molecule: messenger RNA, 1080 nt
Organism: Geodia barretti
Lineage: Eukaryota; Metazoa; Porifera; Demospongiae; Tetractinellida; Geodiidae
Source: the annotation of a GenBank genome assembly